AUACGAUGUCUCGACAUUAUCGUUUGAUUGAAAGACACGUGGAUGGUAAAUCGCGCAAUACAUGUCAGGUCAUGUGUGUAGAUACAUCCAAAUAUGAAUCUUUUGGGGAUAGUAAAACAAAUUACCCAUCCGCGAGUCGAUUAUCCGUUUCUGAUAGAAACCGCUUGUCGCGAGUGAUAUUUUUAUGGGGGCGAUAUUGACCACGGUUCAGUGCAUUUAGAAUCACCCAAGCUUGUGAUUCUCGAUAUUGUCUAUCGAUAACCGCAGUCUUGCUGUCAUUUGAUACAGUCCGUAUAUUUGUAAAAAAAUCGGGUUUUUCGUUUUCUCGUCUCGAGAGUUUAAUUAAACCGUUUCUCUUUGGAACACAAAGAAAAAGUACCGAUAGCGGAUUGAAAAGUUAUUACAUGACCAUGGUCUUUUUGUUAGCGUGGAAAUUAUUUUUCUAGAAAAUUGCAAAAAUUGUAAGUGUUAAUUUUUAAAUAUGCAUGAACGCUACUUGUAACAUGUUUUUUCUAAUUUUAUUGAUUUGACAUUUAGAAGAUGCGAUAAACAAUCGUCUAUAACUAUAUGAAUAGUGAGAUUGAACAGUGCAAGUGCGUUACGACGGAACAUACGUAUUUAAAAAUGCAAUUCGACGUCAUGCAAGUUGACAUUACGAACAAUAAUGUGAGGUACAGUUUGGACAAAAAAAUUUUGUUGCAAUUUUUCACAUCGUAAAAUGCCGCAGUACGACGACAGCUUUCUCGAUUCGCCGAGAUUUCGGCGGCGAACCCGCAGCUAUACAGUGCAAAAACAGUUUAUGUCGAAAUCGAAGUCUUUUCACAUCACGGCCACACCUUUGCUGCUGGCCGUAACCAAUCACGCCAGAAGUCUUUCCGGUUCCUUAUCGACCUGCAAUUUAAAAGAAGUCGAGGAGCGCUUCAGCGGGAAGGCGCGCGGCGGUAAACUAGCGCGUCGUGCGCGCUCCUUCAAAGAGGACUUUCUGGAAAAGCUCUCCCACAUGCGUUCCCCUGGUAGCGGUAGCGGCGGAGGCAGCGGGGCGGCUACGAGGGCCGCCUCGCCCUCGUCACCGCGUACGCCGCGGGAUAAGAGCGCCCCGGGUUGCAACGAUUCCGGCACCACUCUGGAUAAGAAUCCCCUGCGCGAUCUGCAUAUCCACGUACGGCAGGUGCAGCUAGCACUGCUACACUUCCGGGAUGUCGUAUCCAAGAAGAAGCUCGAGAUGCUGCCCGGAAACGGCACAAUCGUCCUUGAUACUGUUACCACGAUACACAACGCUUUGAAAUCCUAUCUGCUCUAUGAGAACAGUUCCACAUUGGGAUCCGCCACGAAUCAGGUGUACCAAGCGUUAGCGCAAUUGCUGAAACUCUGCGACGACGUAUUGCUGCAUGGUGAUCAAUCUUCUGCUUUAGACACCGAAAACGUGACGCAUGUUAUUGGAUUGGUCGAGGAAGCAGUGAAAAAUCUAGUAGCACUGGCGCACGAGAAAAUUGCUAACAAGCAGAAGCCUUCACCUGCUACAAAUAAUAAUAGAACUUCCGGAUAUGGGUCGGAACUGACGCAAAGAAAUUCUCUGCCGGAUAUACCCCUGACACCAAGAGAACGGCAAAUCUUGGAGCAAACGGCAGCGAGUAGUAGUUUGGUUCGCAGCUCGCACAGUUCCGAGUCGAUUUUACGGGAUUCUAGUCCACCCCCAAAACCCCCGCUGCCUGACAGAACAAACGUAUGUUUGUCGGAGGAAAACAACUCUUUUGGUACACCUCCUCCAUUACCACCGAAGAGAAGAACAAGGGCCCAACAACUUCUGGAUGAAUCGGAGGGUCUUUUGACAUCUAGUCUUGAUAGGGUAUCUCUUCGAAGUCGAUCUCCAGAGGAUUCGUCGUCUCUUCUGAGCGCAUCGGCCGGUAGUUUGGAUUCAGCUCUGAAUCAUUCCCGAGACGAGGACGAGAUUCGAGCUAUAAUGGGACCAAAUGACGAAUCUUUGAAUGAUAGUAUGGACCUAAGUCUUAUGGCUACUAUCCAAGGCAUGCAAGUUAAUGGUACUUCAAACUGUAAUUGCUGGGAUGGUUCUGAAACUAAUAUACCAAGUACUAUGUUGCUAGGCCAACAAACACCUCAAGAAAUACUUAAUCCUUUCACUGGUAUAGAAGAAAAGAUGGAGCGACUAUCUACUCAAACGCAGGAAUCGGGUUUUGUUUCUAUGCAUUCUCAACGAAGUUCAUCCCAAAGUUACACCACUGCGUCAAAGAGAUCAUCACAACAGAGCAGCAUUAGUUAUAAUUCUCAAUCAUUUAGUGCACAGCAACAGUCAUUUUCUCAGACCAAAUUAUCCUCGGACAGUAAUGGCUCUAUUUUUACACAGAAGAUGAUGACUAGUUCGAAAAGUACUAUUAGCACCACUAACGUAUCUGGAAAUGGAGAUCCAGUUUUAUUAGAGAAACUGGUAAAUGAUAUGGAAUCGAUAGCUACAUCUGACUCUAACGGAGCGCCUCCAGCAUUGCCAGAGAAACGAUCCAAACGAAGAAAGGAACGACAACCGUCGCAGUACGACAACGUACCAGAAAAUGAGCAUUUAUCCACAUGUACUUUGCACACUAGUAACGAAGAUAAUCCGGACGCCAAUAAACCACCUCCUCUGCCUCUAAAAAAACGGCACAUGUUCCAAUCAGUGGCAUAUUCUGUUAUGGCGUACAUGGAGAUGUUUGGGAACUGCUCCCAUAGUAAUAACGAUUUCAUCUCGGGUCUUGGUACUCGUCAUUCUGUAGCAGCCUAUAAUUCGAUGCAAGCGGAAUGGCAGCAGCACGAAAUGUCUCUUACCACAACGCAAUCGUGUUCCUUUAUGACACAUACUGUGACUGCUCUACAUGAUAGCUCAAGCCUUUCUGUGACGACAACACCGAGUUCGGUAGAAGCAACAAAUAAUUCUAGUCUACCUCCGGCAUUACCACCAAAGAGAUCUCGUUCCAUCAAAUCAAACAUUACACCUCCACCAAUAUCACCAAAACCUACUAUAAGCAUGCAAAAUAUUCAUAACUCGGAUCCCAUCGUGACGUCAACACCUCUAAAAUCAGAGGAAUCAGCAUACGCACAUGAAAAGAAAGAUGUUACACCUUCGACUCCAGUAAAAUUGGUAAACAUUAAUAAUAAUAAUGUUAUUAUGGAUACAGUAUUACCAUCGUCUAGACCUGCUAGUAAUGCACUCUCUUCCAUGUCAGUUGAUGAAAAUACUCUUGAACUAAGGGAUAUUGAUCAAGAUGAUAGUAUUUUAGAUGAAUUAGAUAUUAGUAAAUACUUGGUAUUGAAAAAACCAGAUGAGGAAGGUCCAGACAUACGUGGUGGACAUCCGGAUGCAUUAUUAAUUCAUGCCACAAAAGCGAAUAAACAUGAUGAAAAAGAAUCAGAUUUUCUGUAUCAAGAAGCAUUUUUAACAACAUACAGAACUUUCAUGCAACCAUUAGAAUUAAUUCGAAAAUUACAUAGACGUCACCAACGUUUUUCAUGUUCUCCAGAUGUUGUCAAGCAAAGAGCUGCGCGUGAAGCGUUUUCUUUACUAGUUAGAGUCGUUAGUGAUUUAACAAUAUCUGAUCUUGACGAUAUUCUUUUGCAAACUUUAAUGGAAUUUGUACAGCAAUUAGUAUGCAGUGGAGAUCUCACUAUGGCCAAAGCGUUGCGAGUUAAAAUUUUAGAGAAGCACACUAUGAAGCAAUUACAAGCAGCACAACCAAUUCUCUCAUCUCUAAGUGUAACAACGAAACAAGCUUCCCUAUUAGAUUUUAAAAGCGAACAGAUUGCGGAACAAAUGACACUACUUGAUGCUGAUUUGUUUAUGAAAAUAGAAAUUCCGGAAGUGCUUAUUUGGGCGCAAGAACAGAACGAAGAGAGAAGCCCGAAUCUCACGAGAUUUACUGAACAUUUUAAUAAAAUGUCGUAUUGGGCACGUUCUAGGAUUUUAGAACAUCGAUUAGAAAAUGAAGCGAAAGAUAGAGAAAAAUAUGUUGUAAAGUUCAUCAAAAUAAUGAAACAUCUUAGGAAGAUUAAUAAUUUUAAUAGCUAUCUUGCAUUAUUAUCUGCAUUAGAUAGUGCACCCAUCAGGAGACUUGAAUGGCAAAAACACAUUACGGAAGGUCUUAAAGAAUAUUGUGCUCUCAUUGAUAGUUCUAGCAGUUUCCGAGCUUAUAGGCAAGCUCUGGCAGAAACACAACCGCCAUGUAUUCCUUACAUUGGACUUGUUUUGCAAGAUCUUACGUUUGUGCAUAUUGGAAAUAGCGAUUUGUUACCAGAUGGCACUAUAAAUUUCUCCAAGAGAUGGCAACAAUUUAAUAUUGUUGAAAACAUGAAAAGAUUUAAAAAGGGCACGUACUCUUUUAAGAAACACGAACGUAUUAUGACAUUUUUCAACAACUUUAGCGAUUUCCUUUGCGAGGAGGCGAUGUGGCAAAUUUCCGAAAGCAUCAAGCCACGUGGUGGCAAGAAAGCACAGCCACAAAACUAGAAUAUAUCUAACCCUUUCACUGCCUGCGUCUCGAAAGGCUGAAACACAGUGAAUUAGGAAGUUUAUAUUUAUGUAGGUGUAUACUUUUUUGUGGGAAAAAAAAACAAGAGAAAAUUUUACAACGCUCUAAGAGCGGUGAAAGGGUUAGCAAGUCUACCCCCAUUCGACAGCCUCUGUGAGGUCAUGUCUUAUAUUAUUAAAUUUCGUGAAAUUUUAGUAAACAAAUCUAUGAACUCGGUAUUUAACGCAUUCAUAAUGCAUAUUUAACUUAAAAUAAUUACGUUUGUGCGAGCAUCAAUCAGAAAUGAAGAAUGCCAAAACUCGGAUUCACUGGAAAAAGUUUCGGUACGUUAGGUAAACUUAAUAUCUAUCCCAGUGCAUUUUCAACAGUCUUUCCGUUCACUACAAAGCCAAUAUAACAUAUUUACUACGAGGAUAUGCAAUCUAUACUUAACUACAAGUUGUAACGACAUUUAUCGUAAUAUUAAUGAAAGAAACCCCGAUCUUCAGCUGUUCUAGAUACAUUUAAGAACACUUUAUUUAUUUGUCUUUGCUAGCGAAUUGUAUAAAGUAGUACGUGUUCUUUUGUUGUCCUUUUUAAUUUAUUUAGAUGUAUGUGAACGUCCAUUUCUAGCUUUACGUAGAUAAGCGAAUUUUCGAGCGUCAACAGGACACUGUUGAUUACACAAGGAUGAACACCAAUUACGUUGAUUAAUGUAGGGCCAUUGUAGUCUCGCAUUUGCGUUCUGAUACGCGCGUAUCGAGACACAUGGCACGACUGAGCGCAACUGUUACAUAUACUAUUGUAUAUGAUGAUAGAAAAAAAUGCUUUUUUUGUUGGCAACUUGUUAAUAGGUCUCCGAGCUUUCAGCUUUAAAUCACAUAUGAUUACCUAGCAAUUAGGUAAAGUAAAUAUGAACUAUAUAACAAAAAAUAUUAAUACAAGUUUAAUUUAACUGCAUAAUUUAUCACAGUUAUAGAUAAUUCUUUUAAUUAAAAAAUCUUGAUCUGACUUCUAAAUUAUACGCUUUUUUCAUAAUACAUUCCGUAGAACAAAGGGAAAAGUCGAAUUAAUUUGAUUACUAUUGAAAAAUAUAAAUUUGUAUUUUUUCUAACAUUUAACAUGUAUCGAUACAGUUUUUACCCAUAUAUAUAAGAGUGUGAAAGAUAUUGCCUAUAACAAUAAUGUAUCAUUUUGCGUUACUUAUCUUAAAGAAUGAAUCAAAUGAAUGAAUCCAUCUAUUUAUUCUUUUUUAGCAUUUUAUUUGACAAAAUUGUUUUAUAUUUUUUUUAUAAUAAUGGCUGCGCGUAUCAAUUAUAAUUCAUUAAUUUUCGAACUUUAUCCUUGCUGUGCAUACACAUAUGUUAUAAUAUUUAAUAAUACCUACGGCAACAAAAAUGGCCUAAUCAUUUAACAAUUGACGUUAUUCUAGUACAAAAUAUAACAAUCCAGACAAAUUAAUUGCCAGGAUAAUACAAAAUUUUAAAAGUAGUGACAAAGCUGCCAUAUAUAAAUAAAAUUUAAUAUCAAUAGAUUGAAUUCUACAAAGUAAAUUCUUAUCCACAGACUUAGGUAGAAAAGUAAAAUCUACGUAAAUCUUUUCAUCCUUGACAUUAAUUAUACGAUUAUUUCAUACCUGUGGUAAUUGCAUAUUUAGAAAAA
This is a messenger RNA of Pogonomyrmex barbatus (red harvester ant), 6155 nucleotides long. RefSeq names its product C3G guanyl-nucleotide exchange factor (gene C3G). Gene Ontology annotation, cellular component: plasma membrane. Lineage: Eukaryota; Metazoa; Arthropoda; Insecta; Hymenoptera; Formicidae. Gene Ontology annotation, biological process: Ras protein signal transduction. Gene Ontology annotation, molecular function: guanyl-nucleotide exchange factor activity. The record is from RefSeq and is a predicted model, not a curated record.